ACCAAUAGAAAGUUUUUCUGCUGUUUGUCUUUCCAGACCACCUGCAGGAUUAUGUUGGAAAAGAGGAGGAUUUCUCUGACCAGCAGCUCUAUGAACAGGAGAGGAAUUUCAGUUUGGACCAAGAGGAACCAGAACCUCUGCAGAUAAAAGAAGAAAAGAAAGAACCAGAACAUCCCUGGACAAAAGAGGAAACCAUGGAGCUCCCCAUUAGUGAGCAGGAAGAGCAGCUUGUUCUGAAGCAAGAGACUGAAGAUACAGGAGAGAAAUCUUUCCCAUGUCUGACAUGUGGAGAAAAGAAAAGAACAGAACAUUUAAUGGAUCACAGUAGAACUCACACAGACCACCUGCAGGAUUAUGUUGGAAAAGAGGAGGAGUUCUCUGACCAGCAGCUCUAUGAACAGGAGAGGAAUUCCAGUUUGGACCAAGAGGAACCAGAACCUCUGCAGAUAAAAGAAGAGCAGAAAGAACCAGAACAUCCCUGGACUAAAGAGGAAACCAUGGAGCUCCCCAUUAGUGAGCAGGAAGAGCAGCUAAAGCCAGAAGAUCCCUGGACUAAAGAGGAAACCAUGGAGCUCCCCAUUAGUGAGCAGGAAGAGCAGCUUGUUCUGAAGCAGGAGAUUGAAGAUACAGGAGAGAAACUUUUAACAUGUUUGACAUGUGGAAAAAACUUUCUUAAAAAAGAACAUUUAAUGGUUCACGUGAGAACUCAUAAAAGUGAGAAGAUUUAUGAAUGUCUGUCCUGUAGAAAAAAAUUCACAAAGAAAUCUAGACUUGAUAGGCACAUGAUAAUUCACAUAGGUGAGAAACCUUUUUCCUGUAUGAUUUGUAGUAAGAAUUUUACUCAAAAUAGUCAUUUGACUUCUCACAUGAGAAUUCAUACUGGUGAGAAGCCUUUUUCCUGUACCAUUUGUUACAAGAAUUUUACUAAAAAGAGUAAUUUGACUUGUCACAUGAGGAUUCAUACAGGUGAGAAACCUUUUUUCUGUACUAUGUGUAACAAGAAUUUUACUAAAAAGAGUAAUUUGAAUUCUCACAUGAGAACUCACACAGGUCAGAAGCUUUAUAAAUGUCUGUCCUGUGGAAAAAUGUUCACAGCGAAAUCUAGUCUUGAUACACACAUCAGAAUUCACACAGGUGAGAAGCCUUUUUCUUGUACAAUUUGUAACAAGAAUUUUACCGCAAAAACUAGUUUGAAUUUUCACAUGAGAAUUCACUUAGAUGAGAAGCCUUUUCAAUGUGUGUCCUGUGGAAAAAGCUUCACUAAGAAAUCUAUUCUCGAUAAACACAUGAGAAUUCACACAGGUGAGAAACCUUUUGAAUGUCUGUCCUGUGGAAAAAGCUUCACUAAGAAAUCUAAUUUUGAUACACACAUCAGAAUUCACAAAGGUGAGAAGCCUUUUUCUUGUACCAGUUGUAACAAGAAUUUUACUCAUAAAAGUAAUUUGACUAGACACAUGAGAAUUCACACAGGUUAAAAGCUGAUUUCACCAGAUCAUACAGUCAUACGCCGUACACACAUUUGCUCCUCCCACCACAAAGGAGGACCAGGCACCUGGACCUGGUACUUGACCCCUAAAGUUGAAAUGGGAAGGGGAGAGACUCCAACACAACCCAAUCUUCCCGGUCCUUGCAACGGUCUCAGCCCCCCAUCCCCCACCCAGACGAGAAGGCCCAUGGCACAGGCCCCCAGAAGACAGUGCCAGCAGAACCAGCCUCAGUGUGAGCGGCCAUAAUCCGAGGCCAACUGGGUUUCAAGCAGUAUACAGCAGUAAACUAUUUUCCACACUAGUUAGCAUUCCCGUAGGCCUCUGGAGCAUGGUUGUCUCUCCAUUUUCCUAGCAGUGUGCAGCUCUGCAUUAAACUAAGGAGCCAGCUUUCUAUUUUAAAGUUUUUCUUUUUCAAAGGAGCUGCUUUGUCUAAGGCAGUACACAGAGAACUAGCAACCCUAUCAACAAA
Messenger RNA from Cyprinodon variegatus (sheepshead minnow), 1956 nucleotides. RefSeq names its product gastrula zinc finger protein XlCGF8.2DB-like. Lineage: Eukaryota; Metazoa; Chordata; Actinopteri; Cyprinodontiformes; Cyprinodontidae. The record is from RefSeq and is a predicted model, not a curated record. Bases 195 to 1475 code for a protein of 426 amino acids. Gene Ontology annotation, cellular component: nucleus. The transcript has 2 exons. Gene Ontology annotation, molecular function: DNA-binding transcription factor activity, RNA polymerase II-specific; RNA polymerase II cis-regulatory region sequence-specific DNA binding. Gene Ontology annotation, biological process: regulation of transcription by RNA polymerase II; central nervous system development.